This is a messenger RNA of Capsella rubella, 2209 nucleotides long. Its product is annotated as hexokinase-3. Lineage: Eukaryota; Viridiplantae; Streptophyta; Magnoliopsida; Brassicales; Brassicaceae. Gene Ontology annotation, cellular component: mitochondrion; cytosol. Gene Ontology annotation, biological process: glucose 6-phosphate metabolic process; glycolytic process; intracellular glucose homeostasis. Gene Ontology annotation, molecular function: fructokinase activity; glucokinase activity; mannokinase activity. The transcript has 9 exons. The record is from RefSeq and is a predicted model, not a curated record. The coding region runs from base 426 to 1922 and encodes 498 amino acids.
UGCCGAAAUCCAUAAAUCUCUCUCUCUCUCUCUCUCUCUCUCUUCCUAUUUAAUCGUCACUUCACCGCCGGUGAGAAACUCGAGAGGGUUAUUUGAACCAUCGUCGGAGGUUACUGACGGUAAAACUCCAUCGAAUCGAGGUAGUUAGCUUACAGGUGGAGCAGUGACAGCUAAGUGAGAAAGGCGGCGGAAAAUUAAAAUUAUUAAAAAAGCAAAUAGAAGUCGAGAGAGCGCACACAAAAAAAAAAGUAAAAAAGUAGAAGUAGUUGUUGUCGAUGAUGAUGACGAAGAUGUUGGUGGAAGAGAUUCGUAUAGGGUUUUCUAAUAAGCGGUGUUCGCUGUUUACGAACUCUUUAUUGGAGUAAGUUAAAGCGCCAGAGAGAGUUUUUUUUUGUUUUUUUUGGGUGGUGGUGGUGGUGGUUGUGAUGGGGAGAGUGGCGGUUGCGUUUGCCGCUGUUGCGGUUGUGGCGGCUUGUUCUGUUGCGGCGAUGAUGGUUGGAAGGAGACUGAAGAGUAGGAAGAAAUGGAGGACUGUUGUUGAGAUUUUGAAAGAGUUGGAGGAUGAUUGUGAUACUCCCGUUGGGAGGCUGAGACAAGUUGUGGAUGCUAUGGCUGUGGAGAUGCACGCUGGUUUGGCUUCUGAAGGAGGCUCUAAGCUUAAAAUGCUCCUCACCUUCGUCGAUGAUUUGCCCACUGGGAGGGAGAAAGGAACUUAUUAUGCACUUCACCUUGGUGGCACCUAUUUUAGGAUUUUAAGAGUUCAUCUGGGUGCCCAAAGGUCCUAUCUAGAUGUUCAAGAUGUUGAACGACAUCCAAUACCUUCGCAUCUGAUGAAUAGCACCAGCGAGGUUCUUUUCAACUUUCUCGCGUUUUCCUUGGAGAGGUUUAUCGAAAAGGAAGAAAAUGGGUCAGAUUCACAAAGUGUUACAAGGGAACUUGCAUUCACGUUUUCAUUCCCUGUCAAGCAUACUUCUAUUUCUUCAGGAGUUCUAAUCAAAUGGACCAAAGGUUUUGAGAUUAGUGAAAUGGUUGGGAAAGACAUAGCUGAAUGUCUACAAGGAGCACUCAACAGAAGAGGCCUAAAUAUGCAUGUUGCUGCUCUUGUGAAUGAUACUGUUGGAGCCCUGUCACUUGGAUAUUAUCAUGAUCCAGACACGGUUGUAGCAGUUGUAUUUGGAACAGGUAGUAAUGCAUGUUACUUGGAACGAACUGAUGCCAUAAUCAAGUGUCAGGGUCUGCUUACAACUUCUGGAAGCAUGGUAGUCAAUAUGGAGUGGGGAAAUUUUUGGUCCUCUCAUCUGCCUAGAACUUCAUAUGACAUUGACUUGGAUGCUGAGAGUUCAAAUUCAAAUGAUAUGGGAUUUGAGAAGAUGAUAUCAGGGAUGUAUCUGGGUGACAUUGUUCGUAGAGUAAUUCUACGCAUGUCACAAGAGUCUGAUGUCUUUGGACCCACCUCGUCCGUAUUAUCUGAGCCUUACGUUCUAAGUACAAAUUCAGUCUCAGCUAUGCAUGAAGAUGACACACCUGAGCUGCAAGAAGUAGCAAGAAUCUUGAAAGACUUGGGGGGAUCAGAUGUCCCGUUGAAGGUGAGAAAACUAGUGGUGAAAAUAUGCGAUGUGGUUACACGAAGAGCAGGGAGGCUAGCUGCAGCAGGGAUCGCAGGAAUCUUGAAGAAGAUAGGGCGAGAUGGGAGUGGAGGAAUCACGAGCGGGAGAAGCAGAAGCGAAAUCCAAAUGCAGAAAAGAACAGUAGUCGCAGUAGAAGGAGGUUUGUACAUGAACUACACCAUGUUUAGGGAAUACAUGGAAGAAGCUCUGGUGGAGAUAUUAGGAGAAGAGGUGAGUCAAUACGUAGUAGUGAAAGCCAUGGAAGAUGGUUCUAGCAUUGGCUCUGCCCUCCUCGUUGCCUCGUUACAGUCAUGAAUCAAUCAUUCAUAGGCUGCGUUCGUAUUUAUGGUUUAUAUAAAUUGGUUAUGUUCGUCCGUGUGUGUGUAUAUAAAUUAUUCAAUAUUCGUUUGUUGUUAAUUAUUAUUAUUAUUAUUGUUAUUAUUCAUAUAUAGCUUUUGUGUAAAUAAUGUUUAGGAAGGUUUUAUAUUAUUUUUUUUUUGGUUUCUUCUAAUGUGUAUUAGAAAAGGGAUAGGUAUUGGGUGUUUUUUAAGAAAUGAUUUACAAUAUGUAAAGGUAAUGAUGAUGAUAAACGAAAUGUCAAA